UACAAAUUUCUGUUCAAGAUGCCGUUUGAAGUUCCUCCCUGGGAAGAUGGAGCCGAAAUAAUUGACUUUAUGCCGAUGACCUCGGCAGGAAACGGAAUUGGUGCCACAAAGAAGUCGAAGAAAAAAAAACCUAAGAAGAAGAAGUCAAAGGCGGCAGCUGAGGCGGAGACUGCCACGGCUAAUGGCGGAUUUCGCUACAGACCUGGUGGAGGACCCUUGGCUCCGCCAGCAGACACCUCGUCCGACGAUGAGGCAGAUGACGAAAUGCGGGCCAUGCACAAAGUGCGAUCUGGUCGCGUGGAAAAGCAGCGUCCUCCUGUUCAAACGACAAAAGGUGGCAAGAAACAACUGGGACUCAAGCCGGAGCUGGCGCAGGCUGCACUGGAGGCAAUGGAAGUGACGCCGGCAACCGCUGAGGCGGCACCUUCGCUGGCAAACAAGCUCCAGACGGAGCUCCUGGGCGGACGCUUCCGAUACAUCAAUGAACAACUCUACACAAUGAACAGCCACAAGGCGGAGGCCAUGUUCCGCUCAGAUGCCUCCGCAUUCGAUGCCUACCAUGCCGGCUACCGACAGCAAGUGGAAAAGUGGCCAGCGAAUCCGCUAAAUCGCAUCAUCAAGACUGUUAAACGACUGCCCAAGACGACAAUCAUUGGCGACUUUGGCUGUGGAGAUGGCAAGCUGGCCCAGUCCUUGCCCAACAAGGUAUUCUCUAUGGACUUGGUGGCAUCUCGAGGCGACAUCAUACCGUGCAACAUUACGAAUACACCGCUGGAACCACAAUGCCUGGACGUGGCUGUCUAUUGCCUCUCGCUCAUGGGUACCAACUUAAACGACUUCUUUCUGGAGGCAAACCGUGUGCUCAAGCUCCAUGGAAGCGUCUACAUUGCGGAGAUUCAGUCGCGCUUUGAGGAUGCCCGAGACUUCGUUCGUAGCGUCGGCGCCUGCGGUUUCGAUCUCGUCAAGAAAGAUGUGGCCGUCAACUACUUCUACUUCUUCCACUUCAAGAAGAUGCGGCAUGUGGACAAGGCAGUCAAGCUAAAGCCGUUCUCUCUAAAGCCUUGCCUCUACCGCAAGCGAUGAGGACAAAGGUAAAAAGUGCAUACAUUAAUUAAAUGUAGAAAAUAGAAAGGCGUAAUAAAAUUCAAACUUGUAAAUCCAAUCA
Messenger RNA from Drosophila persimilis, 1165 nucleotides. Its product is annotated as ribosomal RNA-processing protein 8. The transcript has a single exon. Lineage: Eukaryota; Metazoa; Arthropoda; Insecta; Diptera; Drosophilidae. The coding region runs from base 19 to 1083 and encodes 354 amino acids. Gene Ontology annotation, cellular component: chromatin silencing complex; rDNA heterochromatin; nucleolus. Gene Ontology annotation, biological process: rDNA heterochromatin formation; regulation of transcription by glucose; cellular response to glucose starvation. The record is from RefSeq and is a predicted model, not a curated record. Gene Ontology annotation, molecular function: methyltransferase activity.